Molecule: messenger RNA, 409 nt
Organism: Laccaria bicolor S238N-H82
Lineage: Eukaryota; Fungi; Basidiomycota; Agaricomycetes; Agaricales; Hydnangiaceae
Exons: 1
Coding region: 1-168 (55 amino acids)
Source: RefSeq, a predicted model, not a curated record
AUGCUGAUAUUGACAUUGAAGAAGACAGAUGGUUUGAUCUUGAAGACCUUCCUAGCACUUCGGCCAAUCCAAAGCCACCAGAUAGGGUUUACAAUUAGUGUUCGCAAGUUCAGUUCAGUCCGGUUUUUUGCCCCGAAAACGCGCAACCGUGGACCGCAACCGGUCUAGGACCGACCCAAAUAUUGAGGGAACCGAACCGAACCACCUACGACCGGUCUAUUUCGGUCUAUGGAGCCGGUUCAGACCGAUCCAGACCGGUUUUUUUGCGUAUAAUUUAUUAUACCAAUAUAAACCAUUUGUAUCUUGACUAUUAUUACUCUAAAAAAUAAAUGGGUUAUAUGAAAUAGUAAAGCAUGUAAAUACCCGUCAUUCUACCAAUUUUGAAGAGAUUUAAUGAAUAUUUGACAUA